Molecule: messenger RNA, 1269 nt
Organism: Dermacentor silvarum
Lineage: Eukaryota; Metazoa; Arthropoda; Arachnida; Ixodida; Ixodidae
Product: ganglioside-induced differentiation-associated protein 2-like
Exons: 5
Coding region: 74-718 (214 amino acids)
Source: RefSeq, a predicted model, not a curated record
AGCAGCUAAGGGGAUAGAUGAUUCUGUUGCAGAGGAAGCAAGUGAAGAGAAGGAGCUGGAUCCGGGACCCCUAAUGGAGGGAUCGGUGUGUGUUGGCCGCACAGCCUUCGCACGCAUGCAGGCAGAUGUUGACAGACAAGGUGGCCGUGUACUGUCGGACCCCAUGACACGGGAAAUCCAACGUUCCCAUAGGUACACCAGACUACUACGAAAGGCCCGUCAGGAGGAUCUGCGCACAGUGCGAGAAGCACGUUUCUUUUAUGAAGCUGGGCGAGAUCGAAGGGGGCGCCCUGUGUUUGUCUUUGUGGGGCGGAGGUUUCGAGGCUUGAACCCAGAACAUGUGCUGCUGCAAAUCCUGUUUACCUUGGACACAGUCACACAGGCAUUUGUGGCUGUGUACCUUCACACCGUGGCGCAAGAGCCACCCGAGUUGGAAGCUCUUCUGAAAGAUGCGCUCGAGCUGUUGGGCCCCAAGCACAGGCAGAACCUGCACUGCCUCUACCUCGUGCAUCCAGGCUGGUGGACACGGGUGUCAGCAUGGUGGUUCUGCACGUUCCGUGCCCCUGACCUGAGGCAUCGGUUGUGCCUGGUGUCCAAGUUGGAUGAGCUUUACCAGGACAUUGCACCUGACCAGCUGGAUUUGCCACGAUUUGUGCUUGAGCACGAUUUUAUGAUAAAUGGGCCACGGCGACAAGAAAUUGUGCCAGACAUGGAAUAGUCUUCUUGCGUCGUUUUACUAUGUGAUGUCAUGCCACUUUGUUGAUGCUUUUAUCUUUGAUUUUUGUACAGUGGUGAACUCAAAGCUCUUGCCAAAGUGGGAAGCCUGCCUUAUUAUACCGCGUUGCAGUCAGGAUUGUGUGUGCCUUUUCUUUUUUAUUUCUCUAGGGCGGAGUGAUGUGCUUAAGUUCAGUGCAAUUUUUAGGUGUCAUUCUUUCUUGCUAGUCUUCAAAUAAACAGUGGCUCACUGAAUAUCAUUGUGUUCGGAGCUGAUAGGUUACAGCCUUGGCAGCUGUAUAAGACAGGGGCUCAUGCCUUUCUGUUUUAUUACCUGUUCAGAUGACUCAUAAGCUGAUGGACCGGAUAUUUCAUCAGCUGAGCAGGACCUUUUUAAAAAUUGUGUGUAUAUAUAAUAUUUUAUGUCAGGUUAUUCUGUUCGCACAAGUCUGUUAAAUGCAGUGGCCAGAUCUGGGAUAUCAAUAUAUUUUUCCUACAAGACUUGCAGUGUUGAAUCUGUAAACAUUUUUGUAUGUAUAAAGAUUUCGUAUGGCA